Messenger RNA from Sinocyclocheilus anshuiensis, 5101 nucleotides. RefSeq names its product DENN domain-containing protein 3-like. The transcript is spliced from 24 exons. Gene Ontology annotation, molecular function: protein binding. The record is from RefSeq and is a predicted model, not a curated record. Gene Ontology annotation, biological process: regulation of Rab protein signal transduction. The coding region runs from base 348 to 4151 and encodes 1267 amino acids. Gene Ontology annotation, cellular component: cytoplasmic vesicle. Lineage: Eukaryota; Metazoa; Chordata; Actinopteri; Cypriniformes; Cyprinidae.
UCUAUAGUAUGGUUGGUCAUUUCGGCAGCGGAGCUGCGGUUGCGGGAUUUCCAUCCAUCGUUCAUAAAGAGUUUGACGGGUCAGGUCGCGACUGUAUCCCGCCUUUAUAGUCAUAACAAGGCGUGUUCUGUAACGGACUCUGAUCUACAUCAACAGCAGCGGGUUAUUCUUUUACUUUCUGUCGCAUUUCCACUCACGCUGAGUGAUGGACAACACGCUGUAACUUGGAGCCGCAGGACACAGACCUACAGGAAGCUGAAGAACCACAAUGGGACCGAAGACUGAAGACUAGUGUAUGUGAGUGGCUGGAAGACCAUCGAGACCAGAGCUCAGCAGAACCGGUUCUGAUGGCAGAAAACGUCCCGUCUGGUCUGUUGGAGGCGUGUGUGGUGCUCGGAGUAUCCAACGACCGUCUGAAAGAACUAGGCCUGCUGCAGGGUAAGGACAAAGAGCCUCUGGUGGAGGCGGAGGUGCUGCAGGUUCACGCGCCGCCGUUUGUGACGAAGGAGAGUUCCAGUAACGGCACUGAACACGACCACGCUCCGGCCUUCAGCAGAGUCCAGCGGAGACGCUCCUUUAAGAAGAAGAGAGACCGACUGGUUUCCACCAUCAGCAAUUCUGGCCAAACCAACGAACCAGCGGUCGCCGCGUCAGACGACCUCAGCGUACCACAGAACAUUGACCUGAUAGCCCUGCCGCAGCUCUGCUUCCCAGAUGGGUUGAGAAUAACCAGUGAGAGCAGAGAAGACGACUAUCAUUUCCUGGUGUUCACGGAUGUGUUUGGGAACCAGACUCAUGGUGUGGUGGCUCAGUACUGCAAACCUGUUCACUUCCAUCCAGAUAAUGGGAUUCAUCAAAACGGCCAUCGGCUGAACAAACUCCAGCGUCUGUUCACCACAUACAGCAUCUGUAUCAUCUCCAAAUAUCCAUAUUAUAACGCCCUCAGAGACUGUCUGUCCAGUUUCUUGCUCCAGCUAAAAAUGUCCCGCAUGUGUGAGUUUGAAGAGCAGGUGAAGGAGUUUUCUGCCAAACUGGCGCUGGUGCCCAUCCCGCCUCCUGGACCGCUGCAUGUGGUGUUCAAUCUCAGACCCUUUCAGAUUGAACUUCCCUCCAGACUGGAUGUGGAUCGGCCCGUCAUGGACCUCGAUCUUCACCUGCCGUUUCUGUGUUUCAGACCCAAACAGAUCCUGCAGAUCAUCAGCAGUAUCCUGAUGGAGCAGAGGGUGGUGUUUCUGUCCACCGACUGGGCCAAACUCACGCUAGUCGCCGAAUGCUUCAUGAUCUUCAUUCACCCGCUGCGCUGGCAGCAUCCGUUCGUACCCGUCCUGUCUCGCCAAAUGCUGGACUUCAUCAUGGCGCCCACCGCCUUCCUGAUGGGCUGCCACACGUCCCACUUCGAGGAGGUCGCAGAGGAGUUGGAUGAUCUGGUUCUUGUAGACAUUGACCAAGGAACAGUGUUGUCUUUGAGUUCAAACAGACUUGAGCUUCCAGAUGUGCCCCUGACAGCCAGAGAUUGUUUUAUAUUUCGAGCUAAAGGACUUCAGCUUCACUAUGAUCUGGAUGUUUGUCGCGUCGGGAGUCGCACUGACAUCAACGAGCUGCGCGCUCUCAGGAGACAGUGGCAGCACAAAGUCAACACCGUCAUCCUCAACGUCACCAUGGAGCUCAUCGUCAACAUCUUCAGUGAAGUUUGUGACUUCCUGAACUAUGAGCAUCGAGUUUUCAACAGCGAGGAGUUCCUCCGGUCCAGAGAGACGACCGAUCACGAGUUCUACAAGAAGGUUUUAGACACUCAUAUAUUCCACUCAUUUCUACGGGACCGCUUGAACAGGAAGAAUGACGCUUUCACUCACAUGCAGCUGAACAUCCGCUCAGAGACUCGCAGGAUGAGAGCCAUGACAGAGUCUCCUCGCAGACCAGCGAUGGAGGAGAUCCGCAAGUACAUCAGACCAGAGAUCGGCCUGAGCAGCAGGCUGGGGGUGAGUAUGCCAAACCUGGCUGACCACCGCCUGCUCACCGUCCCGGUCCGACAGACGUCCAUGAGGACCAUGCCUUUCCACAGCUGUUCCUGGAGUCCCUCAAGGCCAAUCAAAACCUUUAAACUCCCAGAAUUCCCUCCUCCGCUCGCCUACCAAUACGUUCAGAGUUACUACAAUGAUCUCAUCAAAGAGUUGAGCAAAGCCAUCUCCACGGCAACCCCAGAUGACUCCGCCCUCCUGGCCCGUUAUUAUUACUUACGAGGACUGGUGAACUCUGUUGCCGGGAAGCGCGUGGAUGCCCUCGGAGACUUCCAGAGCUUGUAUAAGACAGACAUGGACAUCUUUCCUAACGAGCUGCUGAACGCGCUGGUCGAGUCUCUGCCGGCGGAGGAGAGGAGGAUGGCCGAGCGACGCCCCGAUUUGAAGCGUCUGAUCAGCCGGGUGAAAAGAGAGAAUGAACGGGAGCGGGCGCGACCGAUGGAUGGCGGGACGGUGAAGAGAUUCGAACUGCCCAAGAAACACUUGCACAUGGAGGACUUUGUGCGGCGUGUUCAGGAAUCUGGCGUCGUGAAGGAUCAGGACACCAUCCAGCGGCUGUUUGAGGCACUCACUGUGGGUCAGCAGAAGCAGGUGGAUCCAGAGACCUUCUGCUUCUUCUACAACUUCUGGAAGGAGACCGAAGCGGCGGCUCAGGACGUGGAUCUGCCGGUCGUCGUGCUGGAGCACCUGGAGACGGACGAAUGUGUCUACAAGCUCUCGUCCUCGGUGAAGACCAGCCACGGCGUGGGGAAGAUCGCCAUGACCCAGCGCAGGCUCUUCCUGCUGACGGAGGGCCGGCCGGGAUACGUGGAGAUCACCAAGUUCAGAGAUAUUGAGGACGUGAAGAUAUCAUCCGCUCCUUUCCUUCUGCUGAGGAUCCCGGCGCUGAAGAUCAAAACCUCCCUCAGGAAGGAGACGUUCGAGGCCAAUCUGAAGUCGGAGUGUGACCUUUGGCACCUGAUGAUCAAAGAGAUGUGGGCCGGCAGGAAGAUGGCGGACGAUCAUAAGGACCCUCAGUUCAUGGAGCAGGCCUUGACUAACGCUCUGCUGAUGGAUGCUGUGGUCGGCUGCCUGCAGUCACAGAAAGCCAUCUUCGCUGCUACCAAACUGGCCUACUUCGACAAGAAGAAGCUUGAGGUCCCCAUGAUGGUCCCUAAAACAACAUCUGAGACCCUGAAACACAAGAUCAACCCGUCUCUGGACCAGACGUCACCUCAGGCCGUGGACGUCCUGCUCUACACGCCUGGUCAGCUGGGCGUUUCGGAGCUGGACGGUGGAGGAAACCCAAAGCUGUGGUGCGCUUUGAGCGAUGGGAAGGUGCUGGUGUUCGACGCGGCCAGCUGGUCCAUGCAGCACAACUCUGUUCAAGUGGGAAAGUCCCGUCUGAAUUGCAUGCUGGCAGUGAACCAGCAGCAGCUGUGGAUCGGCUCAACGGAUUCGUUCAUUUACAUCAUAAACCCGCGGAGCGUUUCUUGCAAUAAACAACUGACAGAGCACCGUGGCGAGGUCACCGGACUCACCCUGGAGGAGAGAACUGACAAAUUCAGUCAGACGGUGGCGUACUCGUGCAGUGAAGAUGGCAGUGUGAUCGUGUGGGACGUUACGACGCUGCAGGUCAGACGGCAGUUCAGAGUCUCCUGUGACAGACUGCAGUGCAUCCAGAUCCAUAACGGCAUGCUGUGGUGCUGUGGUCGUGAUUGUCUGCUGGAAGUGCGCAGGAACGGCACGGUUCAUCGUAAGGUGUCUCUUCCAGAUCACCUGCUGAGUUCACCGAGGGGCUUCAGCAGUUUUCUGCUCUUUCACGAGUCGGAGCAGCUGUGGGCGGGUUUUGCAGACGCAGGUGAGCUGUGUGUGUGGCCCUGCAGAGACCUGAACAAACCCUUCAUCAGGAUCCAGCUCAAAGACUGCGCUGGUGUCGUCUGCAUGAUCAGAGUCAAGAACCAGAUCUGGGUGGGCUGCCAGGGGAAGACCCGCGGGAAGAUCUACGUGGUGGACACGGAUCGAUACACGGUGGAGAAGGAGCUGAUGGCACACGACGACAGCGUUCAGACUCUGUGCUCGGCUGAAGAUCGCUACGUGCUCAGCGGAGCCGCGCGGGCCGAUGGCAAAAUCGCCAUCUGGAAAGUUGAGUAGAAACCAGCCGGAACGUAUGAUCCGGUUCAGCCUUACAAAACACAAUUUCUCAAUCAGAUAUGAACAUUUAUAGACAAGUGAAGCAUAUCUUCAAAAAUAAGAGACCAUGCAUGACCAUAAAUGCAUAGAUGCACAGUGUAAAUGAAGAAACGCCGUGCAAACACACACUGCCAGAUGAAAAACAGUGGCCAUUUACAGCCAAAUCAUGCAAAUUCUCACAUUCAUAUAUCAUUUGAGCGUUAAUUUGCUUGUUACAUGAAUAUGAAAUGUAAAUAUGGAAGGGAAGGACACUUCUACACUACAUUUAUUAUGAAUUCUUCAGUGUUAUAUCACUAUUUAUGUAUUUCGUUCAUGUCUGAAUAUGAUUUAUGAUGAAGGAUUUCCUCUGGACUGUUAUUUAAUGAGUUCAAGUCCAAGAACAGCAAACUAAUGGAGAUGAAACGUGCCAGUGUAAAUGUUUAUUAGUGCACAAAGUCUUGUUUUAAGAUGUUUUAACUGCGUUACAGGCCGGUUAGCUUCACUGCGCACUCGCUUUAUGAAGUGCAUGUAUUUUAUACAUGUGAAAACACAUUUGUAUGAAUUUGUGAAUUUUUAAAGGGAUAAUUGUUUGAUUACAUGGUCAUAAAUGAAUAAUGAACACCUGGUGGCAUUUUAGAAAUAUGAAAAUACUCUCCAACACUACUUUUCUUAUAAUAAUAGUAGUCCAGGAUGCAUAACUUUUCAGUAAAGGAACAAUAAGGCUCAUUGAAGAGUAAGUUUUCAAUGCCAUAUGACUAUGAAUGAAUAUGACUGAGUUACUGUCUGCAUUCAUAGGUUUCAUAUCAAGAACUUUUGUAAAUAGUUUAUCGUGUAUUAUAUCUAUAUCUAUGCAAAAUCCAUUUUAAUGGCCAUAAUGGUUUUAUAUUGAAACAUUUCACUUCUGCGUUUGUUUAUAAAUGUCAUUUUGAAGA